This is a messenger RNA of Pelobates cultripes (western spadefoot toad), 8680 nucleotides long. Lineage: Eukaryota; Metazoa; Chordata; Amphibia; Anura; Pelobatidae. The record is from the annotation of a GenBank genome assembly.
GCCGUACCCAGUGCGGAAGUGCCUGUUUCCGGUGAUGGCCCCGUUGCUGCUGUUGCUGUUGGUCGGGGCCGCGGCUGCUUCUCGGGGGGACCGGGAGCCCGUGUACCGGGAAUGUGUGGCGGGAUGUCAGCAGAUGAACUGUACCGGGGCUCGGCUCCGGGAAUUCCGGGCGGAACAGCCGCUCUACAUGAGACUGACAGGUGGGAGCAACAUUGUGUACGGACAGUGACAGCUCUAUCAGGCUAUGAGUGACAGAUCAUGAUAACCAUUGUGUCCGGGUAGUGACAGCUCUAUCAGGCUAUGAGUGACAGAUCAGGAUAACCAUUGUGUCCGGGUAGUGACAGCGCUGUGAAGCUAUGGAGAUCAGGGUUCUCAUUGUUUCUGGGCAGUGACAGCUCAAUGAAGUUAUGGGUGGCCGGUAGGUUUGUCAAAUCAACCAUUUUUGUUACUCACAUUUAAUUGAUAUAUGCUGAUUGGCAGUGCAUGAAAAGUGCUAUCUUGUGGUAUGCAGCAUUAUUAUUUUAUUUGUAAAGCGCCAACAAAUUCCACAGUGCUGCAAAAUAGGAGGACUUUUAGACAAGUAUUUGCAACAAGACGAGUUGGACCCACAGAAAUAGAGGGUGUUGAGGACCCUGUUCAAACAAGCUUACAUUCUACCAUAAACUCAUAUGCUCCAGGAUGGAAAUCAUUUGGCUAUAAUCAAGCGAGUUCAUUUGAGAUUAUUUCUUGUACAUUGAACUGUUUUCAUUCCCCAUGACAAUUGUACGUCGUUGAGCAGGAUUCUCCAGCGCAACCUAUUGUUCUUGUAAUAUUUUAAUUGUCUCAUUUAUUGUUAAAUGUCCCCCUUUUAUAAUAUUGUAAAUGACUGUAGAAUAAGCUAUAUAAAUACCAGUAAUAGUAAUAAUGCACUGCUCAUAAACAUCAUUCUUGAUUAGAGAUCUUGAAAACUCUGCUAAUCACAGAUGCCCAUUGCUGCUUAUGCUAUGGGCCAAGCUGGACAGAGGGGAUGGGGCUGCUUAAGACUCUCAUUUAGCAUUAAAACAUCAAUUGCGUUAAUGCCAAAUGGAAGAACAUUGCCAGGGAAUUCCAGACACUAUAACCAAUUCAUUGAAAGGAACACUCCAAAAAAAUAUGACUAUUUCAUAAAGAUAACAUUCUUAUGCAAUGGCCAUAAAGACUCUGCUGAAAUUUCAUUGAAAUUCCAGUGCAGUUAAAAAAUAAAAUUGGGACUACUUUGUCUUAUGGUGAAUUCUCAAGUUGACAAUAGGCAGAGGUACCACUGUCAAGUUUUGUCACUUCCCACAGCCGUCUCUAGCAUUGUAAAUGUGACAACCUUAUGGGAUCACUCAAAGCACCAUCACAACUUUGCAUGAAUGCAUAUUUGAUGGUGCAGAGAUAUCCUGGGCCAACGUUCAAUACGGAGGGUGGCUUAAAACUGUAACUGUAAGCCUGUCAAUCAAGUAGCCCAAAACAGGAGUUCCUGGUUGCUUGUGUUAAUUUUGUCCAAGUUUUGUUUGUGAACUGCUACCUAUGCUCUCAUCAAUAUUUCAGGCUGGGCUUGUCUGGAUGACUGUCAGUACCAAUGCAUGUGGCACACUGUAUCCCUGUACAUCAAGGAGGGGUAUCCAGUCCCACAGUUCCAUGGGAAGGUGAGUGCAGUUGGACUGUUAACAAUGACUAGAUUAACAAGACAUAUCAUACUUUUACAUGCUAUCCAAUUCACAUUAUUUUCUAGACAUUUUAUUUUAAAAAAAAAUUGCCUUCAUUUUGCUUCGUUUUCAAAUAUUUUUUUAUUGAAAAGUGUUAUAUUUUAUAACAAUAUAUAUAUAUGUAUUACACUAUCAUUAUUACAUAGGAUAUUUAGACUUAUAGAACUUUACACAUAGAUAAAAUAUUCAAAAUAGGUACAAUAAUAAUAUAAUUACAUCAUUAUAAUAUAUAUAUUUUUUUGGGGGGAUAAAGAAAAUUGUCUUUAUGAAACAUAGGUAGAUGGGAAAAGAAGAUCAGGAAAGGAGGGGGUAGGGCAGGACUUGACAAAUCCCAGGUGCCCGGUCGCCAUGGCGACUUGAAAUUUUGCCCAGGUGCCUGGGAUUAGAAGCCCUUUAGCUAAAGGCAGGAUGGGGGGAACAAUGGGGCUGGCCGGUCGGCUCAGUGUCGCCCUGGUCUGCAUGGAGGCGGCCGCCCUGGGGAUCGUGCAGUCUGCAGGCUGUGGCAGAGCGGGAGGGAGCAGUAAUCUUCCUGUAGCUCCUAUCUGCUCCCUCGCACUGUAUAGUGAUGCCGAGAGCCGGAAUAUGUCGUCAUUCCGGCCCCGGCAUCACUACAGGGAGGAGACAGGAGGUACAGGAAGAUUACUGCUCCCUCGCACACAAGAUGAGCGAGCAGCCCCACUGGACCCCAGGGAAAGUCCACUCAGCUCUCCCAGGUAGGAUGGUGGACUAGGUGGAUUAAAAUGGAACAUGCCAAUUUGUGUGUGUGUGUGUGUGUGUGUGUGUGUGUGUGUGUGUGUCUGUCUCUCUCUGUCAGUGUGUGUGUCUCUGUCAGUGUAUGUCUGUCUCUCUCUCUCUCUCUCUCUCUCUGUCUCUCUCUCUAUGUCUCUCUCUCUUUCUCUGUCAGUGUGUCUGUGUGUGUGUGUUUAAGUACCUGCACCCCUACGAUCACAAGAGAGGUGUUUUUUACUCCCCUUCUUUCCCACGCCGUGCCAGUUUUUUGCGGCUUGUCCUGCCUUCAUGACUGAAAUAAUCAAUCUUUAAGAUCUCAGCUAAACAGAUAUUAGAACAUAUUGCGCAUACUUCGCUAGUUUAAAAAACGGGCUCCUAACCUUUUCUAUCUGGAUCCUAGAUUCCAAACAAAUUUGUCAAGCCCUGGGGUAGGAAGAUAGAGGGAGAGUUGGAGCCCUUAUUGUUUACAUUGUGGUGUGCGAAUAUUUUUAAUUAGUUGUGGUAAUAUUCCUACUAUAAUACCUUUUGGUAUAUCAUAGGUAGGUAUGAUAUAUUCCGUAAACAACUUCAACGGGUUUAUAUCCUUUUAAUUUGAUCAGAAUAUUAGCAAUGAAAGAUAUUAUCAUAUUUUUCGCUCUAUAAGACAUACCUGGCAUUAAGACGCACCUAGUUUUUAGAGUAGGAAAACAAUAAGAAAAAAGUGUUCCUUACCACCCACUCCCCCCCCGUCCCAUAGUGUUCUCCGCCCCCCACCCCUUGUCCCAUAGUGUUCCUUAUCACCCACUCCCCUGCCCUGUCCCAUAGUGUUCCUUAUCACCCACUCCCCUGCCCUGUCCCACAGUGUUCCUCAUCACCCCCCACCUUUCCCACAGUGUUCCUUAUCACCCCCCCACCUUUCCCACAGUGUUCCUCAUCACCCCCCCACCUUUCCCACAGUGUUCCUCAUCACCCCCAACUUUCCCACAGUGUUCCUUAUCACCCCCCAACCUUUCCCACAGUGUUCCUUAUCACCAACUCCCCGUCCCAUAGUAUUUUUUAUGUUCCUCUGUGUCCCUUGUUAUUGUUAUUCAUUUAUACAUUGUAACCAUAUCUCUCCUUUGGGUAAAUUCCAACUAAAAAGCUAAUCCGUUAAGCCAAUACUGCUAAAAUGCAACUCAACACUAAUGUCAUUGACUGCUGAAAUGAAACUUGUUCUCAACGUAAUUCCCAAAUAGAUGGAUGACCACAUUAAAGUAUUGUUUGUAAUUAUCAUUAUGGUCCAUUAGUAUGAAAUGUUUCAUAGGGAAUAUUUAUAUGUAUCUAAGUAUUAUUUUCUCUCUCUUUUCUGGAACAGUUUAGAAAGAUGAAGGCUACACAUUUUUAAUAAUCUGCCCUUUCCUUCUCUCCCCGCCAGUGGCCAUUCUCUCGAUUCCUGUUCUUCCAAGAGCCAGCCUCUGCCUUGGCCUCUUUCCUCAACUGCAUAGCUAAUAUCUGGAUGCUGCGGCGCUAUCGCUCCACCGUCCCUUCCUCUUGCCCCAUGUAUCACACAUGCCUGGCUUUCUCCAUGGUAGGUUCUACCCUUAUGUUAGUGACAGAAGGACCUUGUUUAAAAAGCUCAUGUCCAUAACUGUCUUCUUCUCCUGUGCUGCAGAUCUCCAUCAAUGCAUGGUUUUGGUCCACAAUAUUCCACACAAAAGACACAGCAAUUACUGAAGUAAGAGCUAGGAUUAAUGGUUUCUUCUAAAUGACAAUUGAUUUCACGUAAUUACUGAAGUAUGUUCCCAUAUCCAUAUACUGUUGUCAUUGUCUGAUCCCACAGAAAAUGGACUAUUUUUGUGCCUCUUCAGUUAUUCUUCACUCUAUCUACCUGUGCUGCAUGAGGUAAGCUCCUGGGGUAAAGUUCCUACUCACAUAUAUCUUCAUCUUUUCUUCUCCAUUUUUUUACUUUCUUCUCAUUUUUGCUUUUUUUGCUCUCCGUUGUUCCCAUCCUCUCUCAUAUUGCUGGUUAUAAUUUUGGAUCUCUUCUUCUCUUUAACCAGCUUGCAUGAACUCAUUAUGCAUUUUCCGGCAGUGCCCGGUUCCUGUGUUCCCUGGCAGUGUCUGCUUUCCACAUGCUGAUAUCCUGUGUUCCCCCAGGACUCUGGGUCUGCGGUACCCUUCCCUUGCCAAUGUGUUUGGUGCUGUCCUGGUGCUCCUGUUUGCAUGCCAUGUCUCCUACUUGACCCUUGGGAGCUUUGACUACAGCUACAAUAUGAUGGCAAAUGUCAGCCUUGGUGAGUUUGCUGAAGUUUUUGACUCGAACUGUGUUACCGGACUUGAUGUCUCUUAAUUAUGCAUAUUAUUGACCCUUCCUGUAUCCCUUACUGCAGGAAUUGAUUUAGAAUCUUUCGUAGAUAAAAUAAAUGUAUCACCAGUACAAUGACAUACACACAACACUGUAAAACUCACCUAGAACACACAUGAGCAAUACAGCACCUAGAACGCACACAUCGUGCUGUAUUGCUCAUGAACCAUAUGUUAUGACUCCAGAUCGGCAGAUAUGUGGGACGAGGCCGUGUAAUUUAAUAUAUCCUUUAGGAGUCAAUUUUUAGGAUAAUUGGUGUCCAGUGAUGAUCUAGUCCUCCAUGAUUUAUGUAUGUAAGACAAAGGCAUACCAGUGUCAUUUAUAAUGUAAUCUUAAAUACUUUGCUGGAGACUCAAAGUAAUAGGAAUGAUGUCGAGAAGUGGAUAUUAAGAGGAAAUACAAGCAUUACAGUGUACAUUAAUCCAACUCAGAGUCAUUUUGUUUCCAUCAGCUGUCAUGUGAUAUCACCGCCAUUUUGUAAGAAUGUAACAAGGCAUAUUUCCGAUUCAUAGCACAAGCCUACUACUGGUGCUUUAUCCCCAUUUCCUUUCAUCUGCCCUGUCUCUCGUUAGGCUGUGAGUGGUCAUCAGCUAAUUACCUUCUAUUUUGUGUAAGAUAUCCAGAAUGUCAGUUUUACUGUAAUGUGAUAUUGUCUCUUUCUGAAUAAUAAAACAGAUGAGGCCACAAACAACAUAUAACACUGAUACUAUGGGAAGACAUUUGGAAAAUUAGAUAUUAAUGUAUGGUUUUCUUUUUUCUUGACUGUUAUUGUAGUUCUACUUAAACAAAGAGCAAGAUUAGAUGUUCUGGAUAUUGCUAGUAAUAUUCAGUAAACUAUACCAUAUCACGUCUUCUUUAUUUUCUUAGAGUUUAGAAUAUAGUAAAUUGUGAGAUAUUUCUUGUUAUUAGCAGGCAUUAGUGAGUCAAGCCAAUUGUAAUAUGUAUGUAUGUUCCUCUGUCUAUUUUUAUUUUUAACCUUUGGGAGGGUGGGGGGGUUUGAUCCAUUACUAGACUGUAUAAUAUACAUCGGGUUAUGAUUAUAAUGAUCGUGCCUGAGCCCUUUAUGUUACCAAACCUUUCCUGGUGUCCACCCAUACAUCUGAGUGCAGGACAGGAAGGCAUUAGAUAACCAAAGGGCAGAGCAAGUUUAUUAUAGAAAGAGCUAGGAUCAGCCAGAAAAGGGGAUGCAAUUGAGCCUCACUAUGUGUAACUGUAUUACUCUGAGAUUGCUUUAUAGGAUGACCUGUAACCUUGCAUGUCCCAGACAGAUCCAGAGCUUUCUCUGUGCUAAAAUGAUUCUCUAUAUCUGCAGGUUAAAUUAACGUUUAUGUGCAGGGGCAGAUUAUUUGUGAAAUGUAUAUCCUGCAUAUUCCUUGAGUUAAUUACUAUCCCGUAUAUCUCGUCAAUGUAAUCCUUUACUUCAAGCAGAUGACAACCAGUGGAGUUACAAUACAUUGAGUGUAGUGACUAGUAUUAUAGAAAGGUUUAUUAAAUUACCACUAGUAGCCUUUUUUUCUGACUGUCCAUGACGUGUACAUAUCACUCUAAAACCAGGUAAUGUUGACACACUGUACGUUUCUGUAAUGCACUUUACAUUCAUACACCUCUUAAAUACUUAUGGAGCUUUGUAGUAGAAUGAGACUUACUCUACAUCACUGCGGGACUCUGUUAUACACUAACACAUACUUUACAUUACUAUGUAGUUGUGUGCUACACUCACACAUGCUGUGCACUACCGUGGAACUCUGUAAUAAACCCCUACAUUAAACUGAAGCUCUUUAUUAUGCUUACAAAUACUUGGCAUUAUUGUAGAACUCUAAUACACUCAACGACUGCAUUACUUCUGAGCUGUGUAACACAGUCAGCUAUACGUUUAAGGUAUUAAAGGAACACUUUUUUUAGGUUUUCGAAAUACAAGAGGGUCAGGUAAAGUGCACCCAGACCACUUCAUGAGAUGACAUGUUCUGGGUGUCUAUAGUGUCUGUUUAAUUAUUGUAAAGCCUUGUAAUACUUUCAUGCACUCUUAUUGGGGAACUCUGUAACACAUGCACAGGUAAACAAACUCGUUUUCCUGGCACUAUAGCGCCCUGAGGGUACCCCCACCCUCAGGGUCCCACUCCCGUGGCGUUGAAGGGGGAGGAAGGGGUUUAUCCUUUACCUUUUUUACAGCGCCGGGCUGCGGCGCUGGAACUUUCCUCUGUAGUUUGUUUUAAAACAGUGUUGUAGUUAUGCUGUUUAGUUGUCAGUGUUUACUGCUUUGUUAAGCUUAUUUACUUAGUGUUUUGUUUUCUGCAGAUGUACAUCUUUUGUCUGUGUCCAUUUCCAUUCACUCUCACAUACCAUUAAAUGCCGUGACACUGGCAGCUGCUAAGAAUGAUUGCGGGCAGUUUGUAAUGUGAAGUAGUUCUAUGAAGACAAGGUGCUUCUCUUUUUUGUUCAUGUUUUCUGUUCUUUGGUUGCUCUGCCUAGAUGUGCCUUAUUGCACUUAUUAAUGUAUAUAGCAAUAUUUAACUUCUCUCACAUAUGUGUGUUUUCCCACAGUUAAGUGCUGGAAAUACCCAAGUUAAUAUUUUUUUUUUUCUCUCCAAAAAUGCAGCUUUAUUGGCUCAUUAUAUCAUUUUAAUUUUGGUACAUAUGAUGUGACGUUCAUUGAUUUCUAAUAUAUUGACACAUUCUGUUUCUUUCUUCUGAUGUAUCUAUUCAGGCAUGGUGAACCUGGUGUGGUGGCUGGCAUGGUGCAUGAGGAGACGCUCUCACCAGCCUUACCUCUGGAAGUGCGUGCUGGUUGUGGUCCUAUUACAGAGCCUGGCACUGCUGGAGUUGCUGGAUUUCCCCCCUUUCCUAUGGGUGCUGGAUGCCCAUGCACUCUGGCAUUUCAGCACCAUUCCACUGCCAUUCCUCUUCUUCAGGUAUGAAGUCCUAGGGAAUCUUUGCAGAUCUAUCUCAUAAGGCAUUAACCUGCAUGUGCUCCAUUUAGGCAGAAAUGGAUGGCCAUCAGGAAGCCAUCUUUCACUGCUACCACAGAGAGAUUAUUCUUUUUAUAUGAGGUCAGUAAAGAGGACCAAAAUAGUGUCCUUUCUAUUGAUUGCAUACAGAUACCAAUAAAUCAUUGUUGGCAGUUUGAGUGAUGUGUUGAGUAAAGUAAAAUGUAUUAUUAAAAGUACUUGCAUUUCCUUCCUCCGAUGUACUAAAUUCUUUAUAAAUGUUUGCUUCUUAUAAGAUUGCAAAGGUUACAACCCACCCUCCCAUUUUAAACAACGUAAGUCCUUGAUUGGUAGUGAAAUUGAGUCUUCCAAAACCUGAAUGAGGGCAAAGAAAGGUUUGUAUAUGGUGUGCAGUAAUCACCACUUUUUAGAGGGAAGUUCCCUAGAUAAUGCACAAUUAAAGAGUAUGUAGAGUCUUAAAGGGACCCUAUAGUCACCCGAACAACUAUAGCUUAAUGCAGUUGUUCUCAUGAGUAUAAUCAUUGCCUUCAGGCAUUUUUAUACAAACACUGUCUUUCUAGAGAAAAAGGCAGUGCUUACAUUGCCCUCUAGUGGCCAUUGGAGGUGCUUCCUAGUGCAAUGCUGCACAGUAGGCAGCACUGCCGUUCAGCGUCUCCAUGUUCUGCAUGGAGACGCUGAAAUUUUCUCAUAGAGAUGCAUUGAUUCAAUGCAUAUCUAUGAAGAGGUGCUGAGGCUCUACCAUUUACCCAUGUUUGCAGUUCUAUAUUUAGCACUAAGCAGUUUCAGUGUGUUUGUAUGGAAUAUGUUUGUAUGUGGUGUUGGUGUGAUUGCAAGCAUGUAUUUGUGUAGUGUUGGUUUUUGAAUGCAGGGGUGUAUUUACAUAUAAUUUUGGUGUGUAACACAGACAUGUGUUUGUACGUAGUGCUAAAAUUUGAAUGCAGGGGUGUAUUUGUGUGUAGUGUUAGUGUGUGAAU